AUGGCGAUCGUCCACAUUGUACUGUUCGAAUUCAAGCCAACAGUGACACACGCACAGGUUGAAGAUGUCUGCACUCGCAUGCUGGCCCUAAAAGACAACUGCAUUCACCCAACAACGAACCAGAAAUACGUCAAGUCGUAUGGCGGUGGACGAGAUACAUCUCCAGAAGGACUACAAGGAGGAUUUUCUCAUGGCUUUGUGAGCGAAUUCGAGUCGCAAGAGGAUCGCAAGUAUUACUUGGAGAAGGACCCUGCACAUUUGGAAUUUGUGGCGAGUCUGAAAGAUGUAAUUCAGAAUGUCCGUGUGCUCGACUUCGAGCCAGGCAAGUUUUAG
Cercospora beticola is the source of this 333-nucleotide messenger RNA. RefSeq names its product Dabb family protein. NCBI's taxonomy places the organism in Eukaryota, Fungi, Ascomycota, Dothideomycetes, Mycosphaerellales, Mycosphaerellaceae. The record is from RefSeq and is a predicted model, not a curated record.